Messenger RNA from Malania oleifera, 2288 nucleotides. RefSeq names its product magnesium/proton exchanger. Lineage: Eukaryota; Viridiplantae; Streptophyta; Magnoliopsida; Santalales; Ximeniaceae. Gene Ontology annotation, cellular component: membrane. The transcript is spliced from 9 exons. Gene Ontology annotation, biological process: metal ion transport; transmembrane transport. Bases 391 to 2004 code for a protein of 537 amino acids. The record is from RefSeq and is a predicted model, not a curated record.
AGAAGAAGAAAGGAUAUUUGUCUUUCAAAAAAUAAUACCGAAUGUAGCCAACCACAUGAAACAUGAGUUUGUUUUAUGCUUCCAAUUUCUACAUCUUUCACGUCUCUAAUUAGUAAUCACUUUUGGCACAUGUUAGGAUGUUCCAAAUUGCAAUCAUGAUCUGUCCCCCAAAACAAUCAUCAAUCGCACCACUUCACGUCACUAGGCGCAGAACAGAGUGGGUUCCAGAGAUUCUUUUACCCAAAAUAAACGGAGCGGAGUACAGAGCAGGCUGGUCUUGUAAGGUACAGGUUCAGAUUGUCUCUGCCUCCUCCCUUUGUAAUUUCUAUAAUGGGGAUGUAACCAUUUUCAGAUAUUAACUGCUGUUGGGUGCUUGAUUGUGGAUAAAAGAUGGUUUUGGAACGUGAUCAUAUUGUAAACAGUAGAGGAUUUUCUGGUAGUUUGAGGCAUGAAAAAUGUGAAAGCUACUUUCUUUUCCAUGGUGAAACUGAUCUUGGCGAUGCUCUACGAGCCAUUUUGUAUUUUCUUGGUAUUGCGUACUGUUUUAUUGGAUUAUCAGCUAUAACUGCCCGAUUUUUCCGGUCCAUGGAAAAUGUUGUCAAGCAUACACGGAAGGUGGUGGAGACAGAUCCUUGCACAAAUACGAAGAUCAUUAGAUAUGAAAAGGUGUGGAAUUAUACAAUUGCAGACAUAACUCUUCUAGCCUUUGGGACUAGCUUCCCUCAAAUAUCUUUAGCUACUAUUGAUGCUAUUCGAAACCUUGGAAAUCUAUAUGCUGGAGGUUUGGGUCCUGGAACGCUUGUUGGUUCUGCUGCAUUCGACCUAUUUCCCAUCCAUGCUGUUUGUGUUGUUGUUCCCAAAGCUGGAGAAUGCAAAAAAAUAUCUGAUAUAGGAGUUUGGCUAGUAGAGCUCUUUUGGUCUUUUUGGGCGUAUAUUUGGCUGUAUAUAAUCUUAGAGGUGUGGACUCCAAACGUGGUUACACUGGGGGAGGCAUUCCUGACAGUGCUGCAGUUUGGAUUAUUGCUUGUACAUGCUUAUGCCCAAGAUAAGCGCUGGCCCUACAUAUCUCUUCCUUUGGAAAGAGCUGAAAGGGCAGAGAACUGGGUUCCAGAAGAGGUUGCUUCAUGCAAGCAUGAAAACAUUGCCUAUGAGGACUAUCCUGAGCUACAUCAAGCUGGUGGGGACGAAAGUAGGAACAUCGUUGAUAUUUUUGCUGUCCAUGCAAGAAGACUCGUGUAUCAAAACCUGCCUGGUAAUGAUAUGCCUGAAUCCUCCAGUGAACAUUCUCAACCAAAGACAAUGUUAGGAGAUUCUCAUGUGCUCAGACUUUGGACACAGCAAUUCGCGGAUGCACUUAUGUUGGAAAGCUCAGAAUCAAGAAAAGUGAACAAUAUCUACCUACGCCUGGCAAGGAUUUCCUGGCAGUUACUACUUGCCCCAUGGAGAAUUUUGUUUGCUUUCAUACCACCUUAUCAAAUUACUCAUGGGUGGAUCGCCUUCAUUUGCUCUCUACUUUUCAUCAGUGGGAUAGCUUAUGUGGUAACAAAGCUCACAGAUCUAAUAAGCUGUGUUACAGGCAUAAAUGCUUAUGUUAUAGCAUUUACAGCAUUGGCAAGUGGAACCUCCUGGCCAGAUUUAGUCGCAAGCAAGAUUGCUGCCGAACGUCAGACAACGGCGGAUUCAGCCAUUGCAAACAUCAUCUGCAGCAAUUCGGUGAAUAUAUACGUGGGUAUUGGAGUUCCAUGGCUGAUCAACACUGCAUACAAUUUCAUUGCAUAUAGGGAACCAUUGCGGAUUCAAAAUGCAGGGGGACUCAGCUUCUCAUUACUUGUUUUCUUCUCAACUUCCGUAGGCUGUAUCACUGUUCUGGUAUUAAGGCGCUGGAAAUUGGGUGCUGAACUGGGAGGGCCAAGAAUUUGGGCCUGGACUACCAGUGUUUACUUCAUGUUGCUUUGGAUUAUUUUUGUUGUCCUGUCCUCCUUAAGGGUUUCGGGCAUCAUAUAAUUAUGUUUAGAAGAGAGCCAUGAGAAAAAGGAAAGCCAUUAUGCAGUGCCGAUCUCACCAAGUUCCCAGCAUGGGCGAUUUAAAAAAAUGAUGAUGAUACUUGCCUUUUUGCCUAAAGUCGCUGCUUGCAAAACUUGGAACUAGCACACGGCCAGAUUGCCCAAUGUUGUAAAAUAUUGUGUUCAACUGUUGCCUUCCUCUCUACUCCAUCUUGUAUCUUGUAGAUGUUGUAUAUGCAUAUAUGCACGAGAAGUUUUCAUAUGCAAGUGUACAUUCCCAGAAAA